Klebsormidium nitens is the source of this 1244-nucleotide messenger RNA. NCBI's taxonomy places the organism in Eukaryota, Viridiplantae, Streptophyta, Klebsormidiophyceae, Klebsormidiales, Klebsormidiaceae. The record is from the annotation of a GenBank genome assembly.
CAAAACUCGGUCGUGGGAUAAGAUACUAAUAGUGCGUGGGCGCUGCGCAGGAUGCACAAUUGGCCUUAAAAAGUUCGUGCGCUCACGUGAGCACGCUUAAGCAAGAAAGCUUCUCUCUUCCGAGCUGAGGGGGCUUCAAUGCGGUUUUUUAAGUGCCGAGAUUGAGGAGCUGAUCAAGAGGAGAAUCCUUGAGGAAUCACGAUGUCCUAGGGAAGCAUCGCACGGAUUGGUCCCUUAGACAAAUUGUUGAAGCUACUAAUACCUGCUCUCAUGGACAGCAUUACAAUGGCAGCCCCCUCUUUGCUGGAUCCGGGCACGGAGGAAAAUGUCAACCAGGCACAGAAAGAAAGAAUGAAGAAGAUCCUGAAGUCUCAAAUGCAGGUUCUGGUGCAGGCUAAUCGCCGAGCAGAGAAGGAGAUUGCUGAUUUGAAGCGCCAGGUGUCAGUGAGUAGGUGCAACCGCCUAGUAGCAGAGCUGAAGCAAGACCUGGCGGAGCAAGAUCAGGUCAUAGAGGUGCUGCGAAAGGAGCUCCGCCUGCGAGGGGCGUGUGAUGAAGAGAUUGACGAGGCGCUCCAUCGUCAACUCUUUGAGGCGGAAAGGGCUCCGGGGGCUUCAAGAGAGCAACUCAAACGAGACUUGAAAGAGGUCAAGGUAAAGCAGCAAACGCUAACGCUCCAGCUGGAAAAAGAGCGCACGUCCACCGCCCGGCACGUCCACUCCGCGGAGCAAGCUAAGGAACUGGCGAGACUGGCCGUGAAACACGCAGGGAAAGCACGGAACGGCGAGAACGUGGCGGGAAAGCGGGCGGCGCUGGAGGCCGUGAAGCGACUGCUCCCACUGGAAGCAGUCUCGGAGGUCGCCCAACAGGCGGAGGAUGUUGUCUCAGCCGUCGAUAUCCGGCGGGCGGAGGAAGAGAACGAAGCUGGAACGAUGUCCGAGAAGGACGCAAGUCCCCAGAAGCGUUGGACGGACGGUACCAUCUUGUCGCGCCCCGUCGCUGCCACAAUUAGGUCGAUGAAACGAACGGUGCCUUUGCAGGAGUUGAUGUCUAUGGUAAACAGUCUAGAAGAGAUGUUGGUAAAUCCACCCAGCGCAACCCAUGAAUUCCGGACUAACGGUUGAGCUAGUAGCGUAUUUUCACGACAGCCAUGGAUCGAUUCUUGCGGCGCGGGACAGUGGUCUUACAACCGCUGUCACCGCUUCUUUGAUAUGCACUGUCAUAAUUUGCACAGGUUAAAGCCGCG